AUGCCAGCCCUGCCAGCUUUGGCGUCACAACCCCAACGAGUCGCGGAUCCAGUAUACGGAUGCCGCGUUUCUUCAAGAGAAACCAAAAACACCUGGCACCGUCCGGACCCCUCCUUUACAUAUUUGCUCUCCUUCUUCCUCCUGCUCACUGCGCUCGCAUGGGGCCUGGCUUAUGCGCCGGCCUUUGGCUCGAUCAUCCGCCUGUCGCUGCUCUUUAUCUUUGUCCACUUCAUCGGUUCCUCGCUGGUGGUAUCGACAAUAGCCUACUUUGCGAUCCCACGACUGUUUGGACCUGACGGAGCGGCGGCAUCCCUGUCCGGAUUCAGAGGGUCUCGCGGGCGGAGGCGCGGCGCGGCACAAGGCUUGUUUGUGCAGCCUGGGGAGAAGGAUCAACUGGAGUUUGGAUACUGCUUUGAUGUGUCGAACCGGUCCUUCUUCCCUCUAUAUCUCCACCUCUAUGUCGUCCAAUUCCUUCUUCUGCCCUUACUCACCCGCAGUCCGAGCAACUUCCUCGCUACUUUCCUGGGAAAUACGCUCUAUCUCUCCGCGCUGAUCUACUACACCUACAUUACCUUUCUGGGGUACAAUGCUCUCCCGUUCUUACACAACACCGAGCUCCUCCUCCUCCCGAUCCUGGUCUUGUCCAUCCUGUGGCUCGUAAGUCUUAUUGCUGGCUGGGGGGUCGUCAUGCAUGGUCACAGCGUGGAGUGGUUGUUUUGGGGUGUCUGA
Messenger RNA from Aspergillus udagawae, 729 nucleotides. RefSeq names its product unc-50 family protein. The transcript has 3 exons. Gene Ontology annotation, cellular component: Golgi membrane. The record is from RefSeq and is a predicted model, not a curated record. Lineage: Eukaryota; Fungi; Ascomycota; Eurotiomycetes; Eurotiales; Aspergillaceae. Bases 1 to 729 code for a protein of 242 amino acids.